GAGACUUGGAUUCGAACACUCGCUCGAAGGCCCCGUUAAAGGCUGUAGUUCUAAAGAGUCGCUCCAAGUGAACAGAAACAAGCUCAUUCCGUCUCCACGAUAUAUUUGGGUAAUAUCAUUUUUUGUGGUGCCCGGCAUCCAGACCGGUAAAAGUGAAUAAGCUUGGCGAAGAACUCAACUCAUGGCAAUGUCUUCUUGAACAUAAAAUAGAGCGGGAAAAAACUAGAGAGACACAGUUCAGUUGGUCUGAUUAAAUGCAAUUUUUAUCUGCACUCCGAAAAUCUCGAGGUUGAAAAAUCCCCAAGUAUCUCAACAAAAAAAAGUUACCAGCAACGCAAGAACAAAAAGCUUCGAAAGUUGAGAUCAAAGAGGCAGAUUAGAGGCCAACAAUCUGGAACCGACUGUUUGGCUCUUAAGGAAAUUCAUUCCGAGGCUAACAAGUUCAAUUAAGGGAGCCCGAUAGCUCACAACAUCCUUCGACAAGGCCAAGUCAAAGGCCACAAGGCCAGCUUCAGAUUUCAAAUCUCUUCGGCCUUCUUUCUGGUCGUACCGAGGAGUUCAUCUUGUCUUCGGGCAAACCUUGUUUUCAAGCUCGUCUUGGGUGUCCGGAGGAGGCUCAUUAAACGCGAAGAGAGUGCCUCCGUUUUUCCGCCUCACUAUCCACUUUAGGCCUGGCUUUGGGCUGUUGUUGGCUUUAGGAACUUGUUCUGCUAUCUUAGUGUGUUUAUGUGGACUUUUUCAUGGAGAUUGGUGGACCUUGCACGUCACGCUAGUGGACCAUUCCUUCCAUUCGACGGAAUUCGACUGAGUGAUUAGUGGGUUAACCUCUUUUGAAGAUCUCCGUAGAUCUAAGAAAAAUCCAUAAGGUGUGACAUAAAUCCCCCAAAAUGGCCUCAUUCGACUACUUAGAGACUCCCAACGAGACCAUUGCGUCCGACAGCGAGGACCAAGCCUACUACUACGACAACAUCACGUCUGAGGUGAUGACGCACCAAUGUUUUGACAAUGGAAGUCUCAUGAUUCCGUUUCAAAUCGGGUCCAACAACAUGUCGAUCUCCGAGGCUGCCAAGCUCCAUCCCUUGGGCGAAUGUUGGUACGAAGGGCGUUGCUACUACAUCAAUUGUUCCACGUGGAAUGGGCCUCCAAACCUGACCGUGCCAAUUUAUGGAUAUGCCAUGCCACUCAUUUUGGCGGUGACGUUUCUCUCCAACAUCCUGAUCAUCAUUGUGUUAAGCAAGAAGCACAUGAGGUCGCCCACGAACCUGGUACUCAUGUCCAUGGCCAUUUCGGAUCUCUUAACCGUUAUUUUUCCUGCUCCAUGGUAUUUCUACAUCUACACUUUGGGCAACGUCGAACCAAUCACAAACCGAGAAACGGGCUAUGCCUACGAGGCCAUGUUAGAAAACAUGCCCCAGAUUUUCCACACGGCCUCGAUCUGGUUAACCUUAUGCUUGGCGGUUCAACGGUACAUCUAUGUUUGCCACGCCCCCAUCGCUCGCACUUGGUGCACCAUGGUCAAGACUCGCAAAGCCAUCGCCUGGAUCUUCGUCUUGGCGUUCCUUCAUCAGACAACCAGGUUCUUUGACAAAAAGUUUGAAGACAUGACCAUCGAGUACCCAAUUUGCAGCGGAGAGUUCAUCAACAUUUGCAAAGUGUCGUUUGCCGAUUGGGUUGUUUACGACGUCUCCAUGGAUUGGUACUUCAUCACAUUUUGGUGGUUCCGGGUUUUAUUUGUUCACCUGAUUCCGUGCGUGUCAUUGGUCAUUCUGAAUAUUCUGCUCUUUCGAACGAUGAAAGAGGCGGAACGGAAAAGGGAACGCCUCCUUAAUUGCAAGCAGAAGGUCCUAAAGGGAGAAUCCCGAGAAUCCAAGAAGCUCCGAGACUCCAAUUGUACCACGCUCAUGCUAAUCGUUGUUAUCACGGUGUUCCUGGCGGUGGAGCUCCCCUUGGGCAUCAUCACAAUCAUGCACAUCAUGUCCUCGACCAUUUAUGAUUUCCUCAAUUAUGAUCUCGUCAAAUCGACAAUACUCAUCGUGAACUUGUGCAUCUGUCUCUCGUACCCGCUGAAUUUCGGAAUCUAUUGCGGAAUGUCGCGCCAAUUCCGCGAGACCUUCAAGGAGCUCUUCAUGCAGGGGGUGAGUGUGACUCGGAGAACCAAUCACACAUCCGCCGUGACCGGAACUCAUGCGGGAAAUGGAGGCUUUCAGACGUUGGAAGCCACCUCAACCCAUCCAGUGGUUACGAAGGCCACUCUCAAUGGACGGAAAUCCACCACCACAACUUAUGUUCCACCAACUCAAGAUGAGACCCAUUUGUAGCUCCCAGGUCUGGAACAGGCAAACAACAGACAAGAAAAAAGCCAGGUUCCAACAAGGCGAAAACUUGGGGUUACACAGGGUUCCACUUUGGGUGAGACCUGAAUAUUCGUGAAAUCAAGAAUCAAUUGGAGAUAGAAUGUUGUCAAAGAAGCCCUCUUUUAUCCCUCUGUAAAAUAAUUUGAAUCCCAAGUGAUCAUCUCAUUUAUUGUUUAAGAACCCCCUGUGUAUGCCCCGAAUGGGAAUUUGGAUGGUUUUGUCCAAUCUUUCAUGACACUCUGAGCCCAAAUCAUGGAAGAAAGUCCACAUCACCAAUCUCAAUGGGAAACAAAUUCAUUCGUGUUGUUUAUUGUGUGCUUUGUAGAUUGAAAAUGUGAAAGUUUAUAUAGUGUGAUGUCAAAUUAUAGCGUUGAUACUCACCAGAGGGCGUAACUGAGGGUGCUUUUCCUCUGUCAUAGAACACGACCUCUAGCGGUUUGUCAGGUAGAUUUGUUUUGAAAGGCAUUGCUUGAAACUUGUUUAUUGAUUGUCAUGUUAUUUAUGAAGAUUAUAAGAACUUGUUUGCGAAUAAUGGUUGAAAAAUAAAGAAAAACAUAUUUCUUUCA
This is a messenger RNA of Tigriopus californicus, 2920 nucleotides long. Its product is annotated as sex peptide receptor-like. Gene Ontology annotation, biological process: G protein-coupled receptor signaling pathway. NCBI's taxonomy places the organism in Eukaryota, Metazoa, Arthropoda, Copepoda, Harpacticoida, Harpacticidae. Gene Ontology annotation, cellular component: membrane. Gene Ontology annotation, molecular function: G protein-coupled peptide receptor activity. The transcript has 9 exons. Bases 888 to 2318 code for a protein of 476 amino acids. The record is from RefSeq and is a predicted model, not a curated record.